Messenger RNA from Rhipicephalus microplus (southern cattle tick), 1722 nucleotides. Its product is annotated as aldehyde dehydrogenase 1A1. Gene Ontology annotation, molecular function: oxidoreductase activity, acting on the aldehyde or oxo group of donors, NAD or NADP as acceptor. NCBI's taxonomy places the organism in Eukaryota, Metazoa, Arthropoda, Arachnida, Ixodida, Ixodidae. The record is from RefSeq and is a predicted model, not a curated record.
AACCCGCCCCUCGCUGUCGUCUGCUUCGCCAUUCGACUUCUGGUCCUUUGGUAGCUCGACAGGUCCGGCAGCAGACUCCCGUUCCCGCCCCCACCAACCAUGGCCCCGAACAGGAACCCACCCAUCAAGUUCACACAGAUCUUCAUUAACAACGAGUUCGUGAACUCUGUGAGCGGCAAGACCUUCCCAACGUACAACCCGGCGACCGGCAAGAAGAUCGCCGAUGUCCAGGAGGGUGACAAGGUAAGUCGUGCACAAGAAUUGCCUAUGACUGAUCGCCAUAGAAUAUUAUCGAUUCGACUACAAUAUCAAUGCAAAUUGUGUGAGCCAUUUUUUGUGGCAAAUACUGAUUGUAAUAUACUACACAUACCUUAUCUAUGUGCGCGUGUUAUGCAGAGUCUGGAAACUCUGAACAACGGCAAGCCGUACAAGUACGCCCAGGAGGACAUUGACACGUCAGUGAAACACCUGCGCUACUACGCCGGCUAUGCCGACAAGGUCCACGGCAAGACCAUCCCCGCCGAUGGCAGCUACUUCACUUACACCCGCAGCGAACCGGUCGGCAUCUGCGGACAAAUUCUACCCUGGAACUUCCCGGUGGUGUUGAUCGCGAUGAAGCUUGCCCCCGCGCUGGCUGCGGGCUGCGUGUGCAUCGUGAAGCCCGCUGAGCAGACUCCGCUGACGGCGCUGUACGUGGCCCAGCUGUGCAAGGAGGCCGGCAUUCCCCCUGGCGUCGUCAACGUGGUGCCAGGUUAUGGACCCACCGCCGGUGCCGCCAUCUGCGAGCACCCCGAGAUAAACAAGGUCUCCUUCACCGGAUCCACUGAGGUCGGCAAGCUCAUCCAGGAGGCCGCUGGAAGGACCAACACCAAGAGGGUCAACCUCGAGCUUGGUGGAAAGAGCCCUCUGGUCAUAUUCCCAGACGCUGACUUGGACGAAGCUGCCCAGAUUGCGCACAUUGGCCUGUUCGCCAACAUGGGUCAGUGCUGCGUGGCUGCUAGUCGCCUGUUCGUUCAUGAAGACAUUUAUGACAAGUUCGUGGCCAAAGCUGUUCAACUGGCUGCUCACCGCAGAACCCAGGUUGGCAACCCCUUCGACGACACCACCGAACAAGGACCACAGAUUGACGAUGAGCAGUUUCAGAAGAUUCUGGGCCUGAUCGAGUCCGGCAAGAAGGAAGGCGCCAAGAUCGAGAUCGGUGGCAAGCGAAUUGGCAACGAGGGCUACUUCGUCGAGCCCACUGUGUUCACCAACGUGACGGACGACAUGAGGAUCGCCAAGGAGGAGAUCUUCGGCCCAGUCCAGCAGAUCCUCAAGUUCAAGACCAUGGACGAGGUCCUCCGGCGAGCCAAUGACACCACCUACGGUCUCGCUGCGGGUGUCGUCACCAAGGACCUGAACACCGCCAUCACCUUUGCCGACGGAGUCCAAGCCGGCACCGUCUGGGUUAACACCUACCUCGCUGCGAACGUACAAGCUCCAUUUGGAGGCUUCAAGAUGUCCGGCCUUCACCGCGAAUGUAACGAGGACGGCAUCCUGAACUACAUUGAAACAAAGACGGUCACUAUCCAGAUCCCUCACAAGCACUCGUAGAGAACUGGAUCGCCAGCCAUGAUCACAAGAUGAAGCGUUCCUUUGUUCAGCCUGUGAAGUCAUUCCUGUUUCCUAUACUCAAGGGAAACCACGUUUUAUGUAAACCCAGCAAUAAACAGUUGCUCCUUA